Molecule: messenger RNA, 3101 nt
Organism: Lampris incognitus (smalleye Pacific opah)
Lineage: Eukaryota; Metazoa; Chordata; Actinopteri; Lampriformes; Lampridae
Gene: erc2
Product: ELKS/RAB6-interacting/CAST family member 2
Exons: 18
Coding region: 1-3021 (1006 amino acids)
Biological process (GO): maintenance of presynaptic active zone structure; regulation of synaptic plasticity; neuromuscular synaptic transmission
Cellular component (GO): cytoskeleton of presynaptic active zone
Molecular function (GO): structural constituent of presynaptic active zone
Source: RefSeq, a predicted model, not a curated record
AUGUACAGCAGUGCCAGAGCGGUAGGCCACAUAGAGAGCAGCCCCGCACGGUCCCCGCGCCUGCCAAGGUCCCCCAGACUUGGCCACCGGAGGGCCAACAGUGGGGGCGGGGGUGGUGCGGGGGGCAAGACUCUCUCCAUGGAGAACAUCCAGUCCCUCAACGCUGCUUACGCCACUUCCGGGCCCAUGUACCUGAGUGACCAUGAGGGCGUGGGCUCUACUGCCACCUACCCAAAAGGCACCAUGACGUUGGGGCGUGCCACCAGCCGGGCCAUAUACGGGGGCCGCGUCACAGCCAUGGGCAGCAGCCCCAACAUUGCUUCGGUGGGGCUGCCCCACGCUGACCUUCUGUCCUACAGUGAUCUGGGCUCCCUCUCCAUGUUGCACCACCACCACCACCAGGGGGUGCCCUCUGCCCUGCUACGGCAGGCAGUGCGGGGCAGCGGGGGAGAGCUGCUGGAGAUGCAGGCCCAGCUCCGGGAGAUGCAGAGGGAGAAUGAGCUGCUGCGCAGGGAGCUUGACUUGAAGGACAGCAAGCUGGGCUCUUCCACGAACAGCAUCAAGAGCUUCUGGAGCCCCGAGCUGAAAAAGGAAAGGAUAAUGCGGAAGGAGGAGGCGGCACGCACCUCUAUUCUGAAGGAGCAGAUGAGGGUUACCCAUGAAGAGAACCAGCACCUACAGCUGACCAUCCAAGCUCUGCAGGAUGAGCUGCGCACCCAGAGGGACCUCAACCACCUGCUGCAGCAGGAAAGUGGCAACCGGUCCAGCGCCGAGCACUUCACCACCAUCGAGCUGACGGAGGAGAACUUCCGCCGGCUUCAGGCGGAACACGAUCGGCAGGCCAAGGAGCUCUUCUUGCUGAGGAAGACCCUGGAGGAGAUGGAACUGAGGAUCGAGACCCAGAAGCAGACGCUGGGUGCCAGAGAUGAGUCCAUUAAGAAGCUGCUGGAGAUGCUGCAGAGCAAAGGGCUGCCCCCGGGGCCAGGCAGGGUCUCUGAGGAGGAGGAACAGGAGAGGGCCAGGCGCAUCGCGGAGGCAGAGGCCCAGCUCGGACACCUAGAGGUCAUCCUUGACCAGAAAGAGAAGGAGAAUAUCCAUUUGCGAGAGGAGUUACACAGGAGGAAUCAGCUGCACCAGGAUCCAAGCAAAACCAAGGCCCUGCAAACCAUCAUAGAAAUGAAGGAUACCAAGAUUGCCUCUCUGGAGCGCAAUAUUCGGGAUCUGGAGGACGAGAUCCAGAUGCUGAAGGCAAACGGAUUAUUGAACACAGAGGACCGCGAGGAGGAGAUCAAACAGAUGGAGGUCUACAAAAACCACUCUAAGUUCAUGAAAACCAAGAUCGAUCAGCUGAAGCAGGAGCUGUCAAAGAAGGAGUCCGAGCUGCUGGCCCUGCAGACCAAACUGGAGACCCUCAACAACCAGAACUCAGACUGUAAACAACACAUCGAGGUGCUCAAAGAGUCUCUUACUGCCAAGGAGCAACGUGCUGCCAUUCUGCAAACAGAGGUGGACGCUUUGCGUCUGCGUCUGGAGGAGAAAGAGUCCUUCCUGAAUAAGAAGACCAAGCAGCUGCAGGACCUGACGGAGGAGAAGGGCACGCUAGCUGGGGAAAUCAGGGACAUGAAGGACAUGCUGGAGGUGAAGGAGAGGAAGAUCAAUGUUCUGCAGAAGAAGAUUGAGAAUCUGCAGGAGCAGCUGCGAGACAAGGACAAGCAACUGGGGAACUUGAAGGACAGAGUCAAAUCCCUGCAGACUGACUCCAGCAACACAGACACUGCCUUGGCCACCCUGGAGGAGGCGCUGUCUGAGAAGGAGAGGAUAAUAGAGCGUCUGAAGGACCAGAGAGAGAGGGAGGACAGAGAGCGGCUGGAAGAAGUGGAGUCAUAUAAGAAGGAGAACAAGGACCUCAAGGAGAAGGUCAACACCCUGCAGUUGGAAUUAACAGAGAAAGAGUCCAGUCUUAUUGAUCUGAAGGAGCAUGCGUCAUCCUUGGCUUCCUCGGGGCUCAAGAAGGAUUCAAAGCUCAAGUCCCUGGAGAUCGCUAUUGAGCAGAAAAAAGAGGAGUGUAGUAAGUUGGAGACACAGUUGCAGAAGAAAGCCCACGAGGUAGAGCAGCAGUCUGGCUCGAGGGGAAACCCAGAGCACACAGACCGGGUCAAGUUGCUGGAGAAGGAGGUGGCGUACUACAAGGAGGAGUCAAACAAAGCACAGGCAGAGGUGGAAAGACUCCUUGACAUCCUGAGAGAGGUGGAGACGGAAAAGAAUGACAAGGACAAGAAGAUCGCCGAGUUGGAGAGCCCCCCCCUCCCUGCCCCUCGCCCCGCCCCUCGUCCCGGUGGCAGAGCCCCCCCUGACCCGCUCCCCUCUGUGUCAGCUGCCCCCCAGCAGAUAGGGGGCAUGGUGUGGGAUUUCCUGGGAAAACAAGGAGGCAAAGACCAGAUGAAGAAGGGUUCAAAUAUCAAACUGGGAGCCCAAGGGGAAAAGAAGGUCAUGGGACAGGACCCUCGUAAAGAUAGCACCACCGACGGUGUCCACCAUUUAAAGUUGGAGGAGCUGAUGAACACCUUGGAGAGGACCAGGCAAGAGCUAGAUGCCACCAAGCAGCGGCUGUCCUCCACACAGCAGUCACUGCAGGAGAGGGACAGCCAUCUGACCAACAUGAGACAAGAGCGCAGGAAGCAGCUGGAAGAAAUCCUGGAGAUGAAACAACAAGCUCUGCUGGCAGCCAUCAGUGAAAAGGAUGCUAACAUUGCCCUGCUGGAACUGUCAGCCUCCAAUAAGAAGAAGACCCAAGAGGAGGUUCUGGCCCUCAAGAGGGAGAAGGACAGACUGAUGCACCAGCUAAAGCAGCAGACACAGAGCAGAAUGAAACUGAUCGCUGACAACUAUGAAGAAGAGCACUACCAUCCACAUGGUCCUCACCACACCCACCACCAUCGUGGCGGGCCGGCCCGUGGGCCCCCCCAUGCUAGUCACCGCCCCUCCCCCGACCAGGACGACGAGGAGGGCAUUUGGGCAUAAUCCUUGCUGUGACAACCAAAGCUGUAAUGACGUUUUGAGGAGUAAGAUGAUGCAGUCAACAUCGGAGGAGCACAGCCAUG